Molecule: messenger RNA, 3757 nt
Organism: Amphiprion ocellaris (clown anemonefish)
Lineage: Eukaryota; Metazoa; Chordata; Actinopteri; Pomacentridae
Gene: stmn4l
Product: stathmin-like 4, like
Exons: 7
Coding region: 1095-1607 (170 amino acids)
Biological process (GO): neuron projection development; regulation of microtubule polymerization or depolymerization; microtubule depolymerization
Cellular component (GO): neuron projection; cytoplasm
Molecular function (GO): tubulin binding
Source: RefSeq, a predicted model, not a curated record
CACACACACACACACACAAACUUAUGACAUCAUGCUUUAGACUCAGAUUCUCCAUCAGAUUCGUGUUUUAGUCGGUUUUCUGCAUGAAGUUUGAGUUUUUUUCUGCAGAUUUUUUGCUUUUCUCUGUCUUUUAAUCUGCAGCUUUCUGUGUUUUUGCUCCAUCAUUCAGACUGCAGCAGAUAAGAUGUGGAUGUUUGGCUUCAUUCUGCAGGUUGCAAAUGUAAAAAUAACAGAUAAUGUGAUGUUAAACUGCUCUGGGUCGGUUUUACUUUCAGUUUGCAUUGAACUGAUGUUUUCACUGUUUGUCUGCAGAAAUAAAUGUUUUUGACUCUUUAUGGGAUAAAUGUUGGUCUGGAGGCUGCAGAUUGUUCAGAUUUCUGCUCUGAAUGUUGGAACCUGGAGAUCAGCUGCAGGUUGUAGAUGUAAAAAUAAGAUGCUGAUGAUCAGAAGUGGGCUGGUUUCAGUUUAACUGAUUCCUGCACAAACAUUAGCAGUAAAUUGUGAAAAAUGUAGAGAGGCAUGCAGAUGAGCUGAGUCUGUCUGUGUUUGUGGCUCUUUAAGGUGUAAAUGUGCAGAUGAAAACAGAGCUGCUGUUUCUUCUUAUCUCUGCUCUGAAUGUUUGAACCUGAAGAUCAGCUGCAGGUUCAACGCUGAGUCUGUUUCUGCAGCAGAUUCAUGUUUUUCUGCAGAAAAGUGAAAAGAGCUGCAGCUUUUCUCUGCGUCUGAUCAGAUGUUUGAAUGUUUUUUGGACUUUAGUUUGGUUUUAAGCAGAUAAAUUUGGAUUUCUGGAUCUCUGUGUGUUUUUUUGGAAUAAAAGUUGAGAGUUUGGCUGAUUUGGAAGCUGCAGACAUGAAACUGUAAAAUAAAAUAGUUCCAUAAAUGACCAUCAGCAGUGAGACUUUCUGCACCACAGGAGUCAGAAUGUUGUGUCUCUGAUUCACCGUCAGCCUUCAGAUUGUUUGAACCUCCAGAGAUGAAGCAGCUGCUGGCCAGAAAACGUCUGAUUUCAGCUGGAAUGAAUCAGAGAAGCUGCUUCAUGAGUGAAAGCUUUAAAUGAACAGAUUCUACCUCACCACCGUGUCUUCAGCACCAGGAUGACUCUAGCAGCGUACAGAGAGAAGAUGCGAGAGCUCCCCCUGGUGUCCCUCUUCUGCUCCUGCAUCCUCCCCCAAAACCCAGAACCUCCGGCCGAGCAGAAGGAAGCAGCCGGCGUGGUGGACCUGAACUUGUGCAACAUCCGGGACAUGGAGGUGAUCGAGCUGAGCAAGCGUUCCAGCGGCCAGGCCUUCGAGGUCAUCCUGAAGCCGCCCACCUUCGACGGCGGCCCCGAGCUGAGGGCCACGACGCCGCCUCGCCAGAAACCAUCGCUGGAGGAGAUCCAGAAGAAGCUGGACGCCGCUCAGGAGAGGAGGAAGUGUCAGGAGGCCGAGCUGCUAAAGCAUUUGGCCGAGCGGAGGGAACACGAACGCGAAGUCGCUCAAAAAGCUUUGACCAAAGAGCGCCAGGAGCACCGCGCCGACGCCCACAAGGAGCAGCGACUGAUGCACCUGAACGCAUCACAGGAGAAGCUGCAGGAGAAGGAGAAGCACAGCGUGGAGGUGUCUUGAUGGCCUGAUCACAACACAAGCUGAACCUUCUUUGGAAGCCAUUUUGAGGCUGGUUGAUGAACCCGGCGCUGCUCCGACUGACAGGAAGUGACUCUGAACAGAGAAGAAGAAGAUGAGGAGGACUGAGGCGAGUCCGAGCGCUCCACCUCCUCAGUUCCAUCCGGACUCUUUUUACCGAGACGAACUCUUAACAUGGAGGACUGGAGCUGCAGAUUCAGUCGUCAUCAGAUGGGUUUUAUGUGCUUCGUUGCCAUGCCAACAGUGCGUUCAUGUGUGUGUGUGAUUGUGUUUUUAUCAAACAAACAUGGACAGCAGCUGGACCCACAACGCUACGGAAACUUCACACAAACCGAGUCCAGAAAACAGCUGACAAACGGCAGGCUGGACUGUCUGGACCUGCCAGGACUCGGUGGAGACUCGGUGACCUGGAUUUACAGUCACAAACUCUGAGGUCGAGUCAAAGACGAGUCCGAGUUAAAAAGAAGUCAAGACCAACAGCAGGCGACAAACAAAUCAGCUGUUCUUGGUGUUUCAGUCGAGUUAAUGUCUGAAACCGAGACAAAACACCAUCAAUACGAGUCCUAGUUAGAGCACCGACUAGAUACCAAACAAGUCCAAACUACUCAACUAGAUGAGCUGAAUUCAAAGCAAAGACUGAGACAGAUCUGAAAAACACAAAUAUAAGACAAGUCCAAGUCAGAAACAGGUUCGAGUCAAAACACCAAUAAGACGAGUCCUAGUUAGAGCACCAUCAAGAAACCAAAACAAGUCCAGUCCGAGCUGCUAAUGAACAUAGGUGGAAUUCAGAGCCCCCAUGAGACUAGACAGAGUCAGGGUCAAGUCCGAGUCAAAACAACUACAAGAUGAGUCCUAGUUAGAGCCCCUCUGAGAACAUUCCCCAAACCAAAACGAUUUCAAGUCAGACCAUCAGUAAGAAUAAAAACAAGAAUAAUCAGAGGCACAGUCGAGUCCGAGUUGAAACAUCAGCAAGACAAGUCCGAGUCAGAGCACCAACUAGACCUGGUCCAAAAUACUCAGAAAGACAAGCCCAAGUCAGAGAAAAAAAAAAGCAGUUGCAAAUUGUGCUUGAGUAAAAAAUGCCUCAAAAGCAUGAUGAAUCAGAUUAAACACAGCAUGAGACUUGUCUGAGUCAUAGAUGAUGUCGAGUUGGAGUCAAAACACCUUUGAGACCCAACAGCCACCAAACCAGAACAUAUCUGGUCCAAAAUAGAUCAGAGGCUUAGGACCAAAUAGACCAAGACAAGUCAAAGCACAAACAAGAACUCGGCCUCUCACAUAAAGUAUAGAUGAGACGAGUUAAAGCUAAAACACUCAGACGAGUCCAAGUCAAAACCCCAAUGAGACGUUGGACGAGUCACAGAACAAGUCUCAGAACUAACGAUCAAGUCCAGUUGAAACCACAGAGAUAAAACCAAAUCAUCCAUCCACCCAUCCAUUAUCUAUUCACCGCUUAAUCCUCACUAGGGUCAUGGGGGGUGGAGUCUAUCCCAGCUGACUCAGGUGAAGGCAGGGGACACCCUAGACAGGUCACCAGUCUGUCACAGGGCUACAUACAGAGACAAACAAUCACUCUCACAUUCACACCUACGGGCAAUUUAGAAUGAUCAAUUAACCUCAGCAUAUUUUUGGACUGUGGGAGGAAGCCGGAGUACCCGGAGAAAACCCACGCAUGCACAGGGAGAACAUGCAAACUUAAAACCAAAUCAGAACACAGAAACUCAAAAACGACUGUUGGGUUAAACAAAGACGAGUCCGAGUCCAAACACCGAGACCUGUAAACGUCUGAAACCACCAAACUGAAAUAAAACAACAACAUGAAACGCAAACAGCCCAGCUUUCAUUUCUCAGUUUCUGUCUGAAUAUCAACGGUGAGUUAGCGUUAGCAUAGCUACCACUCAUGCUAGCAUCUGGAGUUGUGUUUCCGUGUUUCCGUGUUCUUCAUGCGUGACCUGGUUGAAGCUGCAUGUUUGUUCCUGAACGACUCAUUGGCUAUGCUAACGAACAGCUAGUUAGCUCCUGCGGCUAACAUUAGCGUGAAUGGGUGUUUCCAGCUGCUUGUACAGGAAAUGACGACGAUGUACAGAAAUCACAUUAUAUUUUAAAUCCAACAAUAAAACAAACACACUUUA